GAAGUAUUAAAACUUUUAUAAAAUAGCCCGGUCCAGAAAUUUGUUCACGGGUGAAAUCGACCGUGUAUCGCGACCACGCUCGGUGGGAUUCAAUCCACGCCGUCGAUCCGCGUUCUUAGGCUCGCCGUCCCUGAAAUCACCGUCGGUCGCACCGCCCCGAUUUGUAUCUUUUAUCGUUGAUUUUGGAUUUUAUUUUUUCUUUUCCUCGGCACCUUCGUCGUCGUCGUCGUCGUUCGUUCGUCUUCCUCUUCUUCUUCUUCGGAUGUGCAGCAGAGCGAGCGUCAUCCUCCCUUCCGCCAUUUGACGCGGCUCUGAAGCCCUCGAAUUCCGCUGGUAUACAACGUUGUCACUCGCGAUUGCCAUUGGAUAAUACGAGGAAUCGCUUCCCCCAUGGCCGCCGACCACCAGGCCGAUGAUUUGGACGAACUCCUCGACAGUGCUUUGGACGAUUUCCAGAGUCUCAACCUUUCUUCUUCCAGAAGUGGAGAUGGUGCUGCGACGAAGCAAGAGGUGGCUCCUUUGCCAUCUGGGGUGCAAGGAUUGGGGAUGGGAUUGCCUGAUUUGAGAAGUAAGAAGCAAAAGGGAAAGCAAAUGGCAUCCAAGGACACGACCCAUGUUGCUGAAGCUCUAGAUAAGCUCAGAGAACAAACCAGGGAAACUGUCAGAGGAUUAGAAUCUGUCCCUGGUGCGGAUGAUUUGGGUGGUAAUGCUAUGUUGGACGAAUGGGUCAAGCAGUUCGAGGAGCUUGCUGGCACUCAGGAUAUGGAAUCUAUGAUGGAAAACAUGAUGCAGCAUCUGCUGUCAAAGGAGAUCCUUCAUGAACCAAUGAAGGAAAUUGGAGAGAAAUAUCCAAAGUGGUUGGAAGACCACAAAGCGACGUUGAGCAAAGAAGACUAUGAUCGCUUUUCCCAUCAAUAUCAACUUAUAAAAGAUCUUAAUGAAGUCUAUGAGAAGGAUCCAAAUAAUAUCACUAAGAUUGUUGAGCUAAUGCAAAAAAUGCAGGAGUGUGGUCAACCACCGAAUGAUAUUGUUCGGGAGCUGGCUCCUGAUUUUGACUUAGCAAGUCUUGGCCAGUUAUCACCUGAGAUGUUGGAGGCUCAGCCAAAUUGUUGCAUAAUGUGAUGUCCCUGUGAUGUUUACUUCGUGGUCCAACGGGUAACAGAGGAGAAGAAAGCUAGCCUGCCAUAUGAUUGGUGUUUUUUCAGUAUUCUGUGUCAAAUGCAAUUCAUCUCUCAUAUCCUAAUCUAAAAAAUUCUGGGAAACAGUGUAAUUUGAGAGUGUCUUUAGUUAGGUCGUUUAGGAUCUGGCUUGUAUUCUUCUUGAUAAAGUUAUUGAAGGAUAUCAUUUGAUUCAAGGGCUGGUUUUGUAAGAUUUCUGGGUGAGCGAUUUGCUCUUUCAGUUGUUAUAUUUACUGUCUCAAAAUGAGAAAAUCAUGAUGCAGAUAAUGCUGGCCUCAGUACUU
Molecule: messenger RNA, 1462 nt
Organism: Eucalyptus grandis
Lineage: Eukaryota; Viridiplantae; Streptophyta; Magnoliopsida; Myrtales; Myrtaceae
Product: peroxisome biogenesis protein 19-2
Exons: 5
Coding region: 391-1122 (243 amino acids)
Biological process (GO): protein import into peroxisome membrane
Cellular component (GO): peroxisome; peroxisomal membrane
Source: RefSeq, a predicted model, not a curated record